AAAUGCUGAAGUUUGUAGACUGACCGGGGUCCAACACUGCUGACGCAGCCGCCAACAUGUCCACCAAGGACGUCGUGAACAAGCGUGUCUCCAGGUUUAAAAACAAGGGGAAAGACCUGGCAAAACUCCGGGAGAAACGGGUGUCUGAGUGUCUGGAGCUGCGCAAAGCUCAGAAGAACGAGAGUUUCCUCAAGAGGAGGAACAUUAUACUGUCUUCUCUCCCCAGCGAGGAGGCCCUCUCACCUGAACACAAUGACACGCUGAGCUUCAAAAUCGAGGAUAUUAUCAGAGACGUCAACAGCAAGGAUCGGGAGGCCCAGACCAGAGGAUCUCAGGCAGCCAGGAAGCUGCUCUCUAAGGGCCAUGAUCCUCCACUCAAGGAGAUCGUUGACGCUGGUCUGCUGUCACAGUUUGUGUCCUUCUUGUCUAUGGACGAUGAGCCGACUCUGCAAUUCGAAGCAGCAUGGGCUCUCACUAACAUCGCCUCUGGAAAUUCUUGGCAUACCCACCAGGUGGUCCAACAUGGUGCGGUACCAGCUUUCAUCGACUUGCUGGCCUCGCCAAUGUUGCACAUCAGUGAGCAGGCUGUGUGGGCUUUAGGAAACAUUGCAGGUGAUGGUCCAGGUUAUCGUGACAUCCUCAUUGAGUGCAAAGUCAUCCCUGCCUUGCUGGCUCGCAUUUCCCCAGAUACACCGGUUGGCUACCUGCGGAACCUAACUUGGACCUUGUCCAACUUGUGCCGAAACAAGAUGCCAUGUCCCCCUUUGUCUGCAGUUCAGCAGAUGCUUCCUUCUCUGAUCCAGCUGCUUCAUCUCAGUGACAAGAACAUCUUGUCUGAUGCAUGCUGGGCAAUCUCUUACCUCUCAGAUGGCAGUAAUGACCGCAUUGAUGUAGUUGUGAAGACUGGCAUUGUCCCACGGUUGGUGGAGCUCAUGAACAAAAAGGAGCUCUUUAUUUUGACUCCAGCUCUGCGUGCCAUCGGGAACAUAGUGAGUGGCUCUGACCUGCAUACCCAGAUGACGAUAGAUGCUGGCGUUCUCAAUGUUUUACCAAAGUUGUUGAGGCAUCCAAAACCUACAGUGCAGAAAGAGGCAGCAUGGGCUCUGUCAAACAUCGCUGCAGGACCUUGCAAGCAAAUCCAGCAGCUCAUCACUUGCGGAUUGCUUCCGCCUCUUGUGGAAGUGCUCAGAAAUGGAGACUUCAAGACUCAGAAGGAAGCAGUUUGGGCAGUGACAAACUUCACCAGUGGGGGCACUGUAGAGCAGGUGGUCGGUCUGGUGCAAAGUGGAGCUCUGGAAGCGAUAAUCAACCUGCUGCAGGUCAAGGAUGCCAAAGUCAUCCUGAUUAUACUGGAAGCAAUCAACAACAUGUUCAUCGCUGCAGAGAAACUCGGAGAAACCGAAAAGCUUAGUCUGUUAAUCGAAGAGCUGGGAGGACUGGAACAGAUUGAGAUGCUGCAGAACCAUGAAAAUGGGAUAGUGUACCAAGCUGCACAUGACCUCAUUGAGAAGUACUUCAAUGAUGGUGACGUUGAUUCAACUCRGACUGGAUUUGAGUUUAAGGCUCCUGAUGUCCAGAAAACCUUUGAAUUUUAAAUUGGAACCAUUUUGCUAAUCAUAAAUAAACUUGUGUACAAUAUG
This is a messenger RNA of Poecilia reticulata (guppy), 1640 nucleotides long. RefSeq names its product karyopherin alpha 7 (importin alpha 8) (gene kpna7). Gene Ontology annotation, cellular component: cytoplasm. NCBI's taxonomy places the organism in Eukaryota, Metazoa, Chordata, Actinopteri, Cyprinodontiformes, Poeciliidae. Gene Ontology annotation, biological process: protein import into nucleus. Gene Ontology annotation, molecular function: protein binding; nuclear import signal receptor activity. The record is from RefSeq and is a predicted model, not a curated record.